UGGAAGGAUGCUUUAGUUCAGAGAUUGUGUCGAGGAUGCAGGGAUAAAUGUUAGCGGUGGUUUAAGAUUUGAUGUAUCUACUAGAUGGAAUAGCACUUAUUUGAUGCUUGAAAGUGCCUUGCAAUAUAGGAAAGCUUUUGAGUUUUAUAAGGUGGCGGAUAGAAGCUAUAAAUAUUGUCCAUCUGAUGAGGAAUGGGAAAAAGGGGAAAGGAUUUGUGAGUUUUUAGAACCUUUUUAUGAAAUUACCAAAUUGAUUUCUGGUUCAUCUUAUCCAACUGCAAAUCUGUAUUUCAUGCAAGUGUGGAAAGUCCAGUGCAUUUUAGAAAAACAUCAAAAAAGUAUUGAUAAGGUGAUAAAAGAUAUGUCUAAUAAUAUGAAAAUGAAAUUUGACAAAUACUGGAAAAACUAUAGUAUUGUGCUAGCAUUUGGAGCUAUUCUUGAUCCACGCUUGAAGGAUAAAUUUUUGAAGUUUUGCUAUACUACACUUGAUGCCUCAACCUCUGAAGGGAAACUUAAGAAUGUAAUGGAUAAAUUCAAAGGGCUUUAUGAAGAAUAUGUGAGUUAUUCUACCAAUCAAAGUGUUUCUCUUUCUCAACCAUCUAAUGAGUUCAACACAUUGGCUAAGCUAUCUAGAGAGGGGAAUAAAGCUAAAAAAUCAAAGAUUAUAACCGAUUUUAAAACAUGGAACUCGAUUGAGAGUAGGUUUGUUCUUGGAAAGAAUGAAUUAGAUAUAUACUUUGACGAUGAAUUACUGGAGCUAAAUGAAGAACACUCUGAAGAUUUUGAUGUACUUCUUUAUUGGAAGUUUAAUGAGAAAAAGUUUCUGAUACUCUCCAUAAUGGCACGCGAUGUGCUUAGCAUUCCUAUCACGACUGUAGCAUCUGAGUCUUCUUUCAGUAUCGGUGGACGUGUUCUUACGAAAUACAGAAGUUCUACUCUUCCUGAACACAUCCAAAUGUUGAUUUGUACUCGAAGCUGGUUGCAUGGAUUUUCGGAAAAUAUGAAUGAUGAGGAAGAUAUCAACACUAAUGAUGAAGGCAAUACUGAGGUGACAAUGACUCAACAUACAUUUGGAUUGCAAGAUUGAAGUGGAAGACUAAUUUUAGUGCCAUAUACUUUAUUCUGGUUGUUGAAUUUAUCUUUUCAUGUUUUUUUUGGUUGAAUUAGUGUCUUUGUUUAUGUGAUAUGUGGUUCAUGUUUGUAUUGAUUUACUUCAAUUUCGAAUGUUGAAUGUCCGGAGUAUCGACAUAUAUCUUUCAGUGAUAUGUUUACAUAGUAUUUUUCGUGAAUUGAGAUGGAUAA
Lathyrus oleraceus (garden pea) is the source of this 1302-nucleotide messenger RNA. RefSeq names its product zinc finger BED domain-containing protein RICESLEEPER 2-like. The record is from RefSeq and is a predicted model, not a curated record. Lineage: Eukaryota; Viridiplantae; Streptophyta; Magnoliopsida; Fabales; Fabaceae. Gene Ontology annotation, molecular function: protein dimerization activity; DNA binding. The transcript has 3 exons. The coding region runs from base 104 to 1087 and encodes 327 amino acids.